CGUGCUCAGCAAGAUCAACAUGACUGCCUGAGUUACUGGUUGCACGUGAUGUAAUUUAAUGAUAAGACUCAGGCCUCAGGCGCAAAGUCCUGCUGGUGGUUACGGCUAUCAAUCAGCUUGAAUACUUACUGGUCUAUCACUGCUUCACAGGGAUUUUGGUGUUGUGUUUUCUCCUUUUUUCUUUCCAUCUGGCUAAAGCUGAGCCCACAGAAGCAUCAUGAGCGUAGAGUCCAAAAAACCACGCCAGGCAUGUUGCUCCAAGCUCAAGCUGUUCCUCGUCUCCCUGGCCUUUAUGUACUUUGCCAAAGCUUUUGGGGGCGCCUACAUGAAGAGCUCCAUCACCCAGAUUGAGAGACGCUUCGACAUCCCCAGCUCUCUGAUUGGGGUCAUAGAUGGCAGCUUUGAAAUGGGAAACUUGCUGGUCAUCGCCUUUGUGAGCUACUUUGGUGCAAAGCUCCAUCGUCCCAGGCUGAUUGGUAUCGGUUGCUUGGUCAUGGCCGCCGGAUCGUUCAUUGUUGCGCUGCCGCAUUUCCUGCAGGGCCCAUAUAAGUAUGAGACCAGCAUGUCCCACAACACUGAAGUCAACAGCACUGAAAGCAUCCUGCCAUGUUUGUCCAACCACAACCUGACUGAGAAGGACGAGACACCCGACGAAGCAACCAUACAAGCUUGCGAAAAGGCAGUGGGCUCUUCCAUGUGGAUCUACGUUUUCCUGGGAAACAUGCUGCGUGGAAUCGGAGAGACUCCCUCCAUGCCUUUGGGAAUAUCCUAUCUGGAUGACUUUUCCAAACACGAGAACACGCCUUUCUAUUUGGCCUGUAUCUACACAACGGGAAUGCUAGGCCCAAUGGUUGGGUUCAUGCUGGGCUCCUACCUGGCCAAGACCUACGUGGACAUUGGAUUUGUCAAUUUAGACAGCAUCACCAUCACCUACAAGGACUCUCGCUGGGUGGGAGCCUGGUGGCUGGGCUUCAUCGUGAAUGGCACAGUGAUUCUGCUGGCGAGCAUCCCCUUCUUUUUCCUGCCCAAGUCUUUGCCGAAACAGGGGGAGGAGGAAGACAGCGACAAAAAGAGUACGGAGCUAUCUUCUGGGCCAGAACAGGAGAGCUUCCUGCCAGAUGGGACCCAAGACUGUGAAGACAAAGAGAAGGCCGUCACAUUUAAGGAAAUGGCUAAAGAUUUUGUUCCUUCGCUGAAAAGACUCUUCAGGAACAGCAUCUACACGAUGAUAAUCCUCACCAACCUGGUUGCGGUCAAUGCCUUUGUCGGCAUGAUCACCUUCAAACCAAAGUUCAUGGAGCAGAUCUACGGCCAGGCAGCAUCCAGAGCUAAUUUUCUCAUAGGCAUCAUGAACCUGCCCGCAGUCGCCCUGGGUUUCAUCACUGGCGGUUUUGUCCUGAAGCGUUUCAAACUGGGUGUCGUUGGAGCAGCCAGAGUGUCCAUCUCUGCAUCUCUUGGGGCCUUUUGUAUGCUUUCCCUUCAGGGUUUCUUCCACUGCGACAAUGCAGAGGUGGCUGGUUUAACGGUGGCAUACCAAGGUUAUCCUCAAGUAUCCUACAAUUAUUCCACGUUGUUGUCGCCGUGCAACAUGGGCUGUUCCUGCUCCAUGAAGCACUGGGAUCCAGUGUGCGCCUAUAAUGGCAUGACGUACGCCUCUCCCUGCCUGGCUGGCUGCCAGACCUCCACAGGAACGGGGAAAGCAAUGGUGUUACACAACUGUACGUGUAUUGAUACCUCCACGACUCCUGCUGCAAACAUGUCCGCCGUGCUGGGCCAGUGUCCCAGAAGGACUGAAUGUGACAACAAAUUUAAAAUUUACAUGGCUUUGUCAGUUCUGGGAGCCUUUAUUUCUGCCUGUGGAGGCACGCCGGGAUAUAUUGUACUGCUGAGGUCCAUCCAGCCAGACCUAAAGUCUUUGGCACUAGGCAUGCAAACGCUGAUCGUAAGAACUCUAGGUGGGAUCCCUCCCCCGAUAUAUUUUGGAGCACUGAUUGAUCGGACAUGUUUGAAGUGGGGCAACAAGCAAUGUGGAGGACGUGGAGCAUGCAGACUUUAUGAUUCCAACGCGUUCAGGUUGACUUUCCUGGGAUUGAUUAUUGGACUCUACAUCCUGGCCAAUAUGUUGUGGGGAGUCCUGUACUUCAAAAUAGCUAAGAGACAGAAGAAGCUGGAGCUGAGGAAUCAGGCCAAACAGAAUGGAGUGGAGGCUAACAGACUUAGCAAUGGACAUGCUAGCAUCAGCAUUGUUAAAUACAAAGAAGACGCAAACAUGGAGAGCACUAUUUAACAUGAUGCGAGAAGGCCAGGUUGAUGCAGAAUGAAGAUGAGCCCUUGUGUUCAGUCCUGAACAUGCUAAUGGUACAGUGUUAGCACUGUCUGGGUGGUUAGCACCUUCCAUCCUUUGCUUCCUCCUCCUCCUCCUCUUUUUUAUGUGAUUACUCUUCAUAAAGACAUAUAGACAUCAAGUAAAGCAAUUAAAAAGAAUAAAAAUAUGACAUCCUGUCUAUUUUGUCUUUAGCUUGUGUGCAGCAUUGACACUUGGAUUGUUUUAGGUCAGUUUAUACAGUCAACACCCGGUAUGCAAGGGUGUUGGGGACCACAGAAUAGCUUAAAUCUGCGAAUACUUAACAUUUAACUACAUGUUGCUUUCUGUGGGUUUACAAACUUAACUUGGCUAACUUAGCUAAGUUAAAACAUUUUAGCAAAAAGGUGUAAGUGCAGUCAUUGUUGCAAUAACUUGAUUUAAAGGACUGAUUAGUAUGUUCUUCAAAAUGGAGCAAAAUCCCAAAAGAUAUGUGAAAUAUCACACAUGGCACAACAAGUCCUAUGGUUUAUUUUUGUAGUUGUACUAAAGGUCUCAGCUUGUCACUGAAACCCUAUCUUCUGGAAAUGUACAUUUGUCAUGUCAUUAUAACUUUUAAAGGCUUUUAUUGCUCAGUUUCUAUAUAUUUUAUGUUUUGUCAUUAAUUAUCAGCUGUGCUCCCAUUUUAUUAUGUCUGACACCCAUUUUUAAUGAGUUUUAAAAGCUUUGUAAGCAUAAUAUUACACUUUUUUUGUUACGUAACCUUAUUUUUUUUGUUUAGUCAAACUGUCAUUGGUAUAAGCAUCAGUGUUGUUAAGUAUGACUUAAACAGUAGACUCCAAGCUUGUGGGUUUGCUUUCGAGUUUAUAUUGAUUGUAUUGUGUUUUAGCUGUUAAAUGUAAUAUCCACUAAAGUAGACUAUCAAACCAAGGUUAAAAUGUUUAAUGUAUAUACUAGGCUAUGUAUUGUUUUCUGUUGUAAUUUUGUUGAUUGUACAACUGGAUGUAAAUGCACUACCACCGCUACAUGAAAUAAAUGUUAUAUUAAUGUUUUAAA
Poeciliopsis prolifica (blackstripe livebearer) is the source of this 3358-nucleotide messenger RNA. Its product is annotated as solute carrier organic anion transporter family member 1C1-like. Gene Ontology annotation, molecular function: protein binding. The record is from RefSeq and is a predicted model, not a curated record. The coding region runs from base 218 to 2287 and encodes 689 amino acids. Lineage: Eukaryota; Metazoa; Chordata; Actinopteri; Cyprinodontiformes; Poeciliidae. Gene Ontology annotation, cellular component: membrane. Gene Ontology annotation, biological process: transmembrane transport; sodium-independent organic anion transport. The transcript has 15 exons.